AUGAUGGGCAGCCAGGCCUGGCUGGACUCAUCCCUGCGGCGCUCGGCCAGUCUGGGUCUGGAGGUUCUGGAGCGCGCCUCCAGGAGGAGCGUGGACUGGACCGGCUGUGGUGCCUCCCAGAGCGGCUCUGCCACAGAUGAAGACACACGGAUCCAUGUGAAGAGAAGCCACAACGAGCUUCAUGAUGCAUUUGCAGCCGUCACAGAGUUCAUGGCACAGACCACCUGCGUGUGCAAGAGGUUCUAUGAGUCUGGCUGUUGCGCUGAGCCCAAUGAUGCUGAGAGGACACACGUGUCCAGGUUCCACAGACAAGCAGCUGCUGUGAGGACGACGCCUGCAGAACCGAGCAGGACACGGGCUCAUGUGUCAACAGCAGGUGAGGACUUCUACAUGGAGGUUGCUCCGGGGACGUACGUCGUCACCGCCAGCCUCCCUGAGUCACAGCGGCAGACGCAGCUGGUUAGAGUCAAAGCCGGAGAGAGCGUCAACCUCACCUUCAUCCUCUGAAGCUUCAGCGACCAGACAGGUUGUCAUCAGAUUCAAUCCCAGAUCUGUGCUCUGUGCUUUAUUGCUCGCUUCAUAGACUUCACAUUUUAUUUUGGUAAUAGAAGCUUUUGUUUGCUGCACCAUGAGAAGCCAUAUUUAUGAAGAGUAUUUUAUAAUGUGGAUUUUAUUGAAAGCUGAGCAUCAUGUGAUGCACUAAUGUUUACCUGCCACAUCAGUAUAUCAAAAUAAAGUGUUUUUAACUAAA
Molecule: messenger RNA, 751 nt
Organism: Betta splendens (Siamese fighting fish)
Lineage: Eukaryota; Metazoa; Chordata; Actinopteri; Anabantiformes; Osphronemidae
Gene: akip1
Product: A kinase (PRKA) interacting protein 1
Exons: 4
Coding region: 1-507 (168 amino acids)
Biological process (GO): regulation of non-canonical NF-kappaB signal transduction
Cellular component (GO): nucleoplasm
Source: RefSeq, a predicted model, not a curated record